Molecule: messenger RNA, 915 nt
Organism: Penicillium olsonii
Lineage: Eukaryota; Fungi; Ascomycota; Eurotiomycetes; Eurotiales; Aspergillaceae
Source: the annotation of a GenBank genome assembly
AUGGGUGUCAUUGCCUUCCCUGUUCAACUUGAUCGCCGAGCGAUCACUUCCGAUUUGCUGGACAACUUCAAGUUGUACGCCCAGUUUGCUGCUUUGGCUGCCUGUGAUCAAAAUAUCAACGGGACGAGAGGUGAAUUGACCUGCGAUCAAGGCCCAUGUGAUAUUGUACAAGCGGACAAGACGGAGAUCAUUGAAUCCUACCAUAGUGACCAUUCCGCGACUGGCUACAUUGCAUUGGAUCACACCCGAAAAUUGAUUGUUGUGACUUUCCGCGGGACUAUUUCGACGUGGGACGGAGAUCGCGAUAAGGAUUUUGUGUUUAAAAAACACUUGUCAGAGGUUUGUGACAAUUGUUACGUCCAUCGGGGAUUUUGGGAGUAUUGGAAAACCGCCGAAGAGCAGGUCACUAGCAGACUGCAGCAAGCCACGAAGGAAAAUCCAGACUACAGCAUUACAGUCGCUGGACAUAGUCUUGGAGGAGCUGCUGCGACCCUUGCAGGAAUGGACCUGCGUCUGAAGGGCUUCGAUUUGGACAUUUGGACGUUUGGAAGCCCCCGAGUAGGGAAUCGCAAGCUUGCUGCGUUUAUCUCGGGGCAAAAGGAGCCAAGCGUUUACCGCGCGACUCACGGCAAAGACAUUAUACCGGCUCUCCCACCCGUGUGGUUUGAUUACAGCCAGCUUUCCCCUGAGUACUGGAUCAACCAGGAAAGUGGCCUGAAAGUCACCCCGGAAGUUGUGCAAUACAUCGAGGGAUAUGAUAAUAAGACAGGGAACGCAGGACAAAGACACACGAACCUUGGUGAGAGCCACAGCUGGUAUUUUGGGAACCUGAGCAUCUGCGCCGCGCCGGCUGAUCUGCCCCCGAAAGAGAAGCAACCGAAUCUGUUGGAUGGAAUGGGAUUAAAUGAGACAUGA